This is a messenger RNA of Ictalurus punctatus (channel catfish), 2278 nucleotides long. RefSeq lists its product as uncharacterized. Bases 53 to 1297 code for a protein of 414 amino acids. The record is from RefSeq and is a predicted model, not a curated record. Lineage: Eukaryota; Metazoa; Chordata; Actinopteri; Siluriformes; Ictaluridae. Gene Ontology annotation, molecular function: protein binding. The transcript is spliced from 10 exons.
GAAGAGCUUUUGAGGAAAAUACUGGAGGAUUUCCUUACCUCAGAGAGCUGAUAUGGUGCUCCUCGGCUCGGAGGGCUCUGUGGUGCUGAUGUGCUUGUUCUUCACCCUCGUUGGAGUGGACAGUAUUUCAGGCAAUUUACCUCCACCAGAAAACUUCAGCCUGUCAUGGCACCCAAGAAGUUUGUCUGUGAGUGUAAACUGGAGGGAACCAGCUGGCUUGGAUGCAAAAUGUAAAGUGAACUAUACUUUAGCAAUAUAUUAUGAGCAGAAAUGUCCUCCCAGACAAAAUGCUUCAGAUAAAUUGCGAACAGAGAAUUUGAUCUGUGAAUAUCCAAUUUCUAAAGAGUGUGAAAUAUGCGUGGGCAUAACAACAAACCCUAUGGUCUGUAAAGAAAAAAAAGCCAGCGAAGAAAUAUACAAAGAGCUAUCUCCACCUCUAGCCUUAGUGAAGAAUUUUAGUUGUGCUUAUUAUGCCAAUAAAAAGAUGAACUGCACAUGGACUAUAGUCAGAUAUACCCCUGACCUUCAGCUCUUUUACAGGCAAGGGGGAAACACCCUAAAGCACUGUAAGUCAUAUCUAACGUCUGGAAUCCUGAAGACAGGUUGCCAUCUGGAUGACAAAGACCUUAUGCCUCUUGAAAGUGUUUACUUUGUAAUCAGUGGAACUGGAGAAAAUCACCUGAUUUCCAACAAGUUUAUAAUAGACAUACGUGCCUCAGCAGUGAAACCGCCUAAGCCCAAGGUCUACAUCACACAGGAAGGUGAACGUCUCCAUUUUCAAGCAAGCACUCCAAAUUUCCUAGCACCACAAUGUUUGAAAUACAAGUAUAUAUACAACAAAUGCAAUGAAAAGAAUGAAGUGUUCAUAGAAAGCAGCUCCGCACGUGUGGAAUACGACCCAGCCUGCAAGUACACUGUUCGAGGGCAGGUCGUAUACACUACCUACUGUGGUGGGAGCCAGAACAUUGAGAGUGAGAUGAGCGAACCUGAGUAUUAUGGUGAGGAUGGUGACCCAAAUUUGGCAUUUAAAGUGGCUAUGAUCGUCACCCCUUUAAUAGUGUGCUGCUGUCUCAUUGCAGCUAUAGUGCUGUUUAGGAGAAACAAGGAUAUCAUUCUCCCAAAGAUUCCUGAACCAUCCCUGUUUUUCAAGGAUAUGCUUAACAGUACUUCUGAUGGACUUUCAAAGAGCCUAGGUGGAGGAAAACUCUAUGUGCCCGUUAAAGAGGUUGUGGCAAGUGGCGUGAGCCUGGAACCAAAAUCUAACCUUUUACACCCAAACUAUGAUUCCUGCAUCUAAAUUACAUAAUGCUGUACUCUGAAAAUGGCUAGUAGUGGACUGACAGUGACAACGUCUGAUCUGAUUUCUAGCAGCUUAGUCUUGAAUCUUUGCACAACACUGUUGCGUUUUUAAGACUACUUCAUUAAAGGACUGUCUUGCAUUCAUAAUUGUAUUGGAUAGAUUGUCAGUCCCUCCAGGAUUUUGCAAUUUUGCGAUCGCAGAAAUGAACGCAAAAUCAAGGAACCUAGGAGCUUGCAAUUUUUCUAAAUGACUGCUGAUUUUCCACAGAUUUGGGCCAAGAUGCAUCAUGUCAUGUCAUCACAAGGCGCCAUGUGAUGUCAUCAUAAUGUGCACUCAGCCAAAGCCCUCUAACAACUAAAAGGUCUGACAACUAAAAGGUCUCGUUUACCAACAAACAUCACUGCAAAAGACUGCGCAAAACAAUUUUGUGCAAUUGUAAUUUCACAAAUUCUACUAGUUUUCCUAGAAAAAGCCCAAAAAUGUUUUGAAAAAAGCCGCAGCAAAAUCAAGCAUUUUUGGCCGCAAUGGUCAUAAAAAAAAUUUAAAAAACAGCGAAGUCCUGUAUUGGCUGGAUUGUGAUUUACUAAGUAGCCCUCUUAGUUAAUGAAUGAGGAAGUCAUGGUGACAACAAGCUCAGCAAUGACAGGCAGUGGGUUCUGAAAAAGUCGUGAAAAUAUUCAGUAAAGAAAGAGACUGAUGACGUGCCUGUAAACAGCAUUACUCAGGAGUAUAGGAGUAUUGUAUUUCUCCACUUGUAUAAUAAUGGAAAUGGAAACGGGUAACUUUGUAAAUAAAUGGACACUGAACAUAGACACAUAGCCAUCUUCUAUCAUCUGUAUCUCAUCUGUACAUAAGUGGCAAUUUCAAUCUAAUAUUAUAUGGAUGUAUAGUGUUCAUAGGAAUAUCUGUAAAUAUUGACAUACAGAAUGGUUUUCUAGAUAGUUCCCUCUGUAAAUAAAAAGAAUAUGGUUAACAAUU